This is a messenger RNA of Prorocentrum cordatum, 1142 nucleotides long. NCBI's taxonomy places the organism in Eukaryota, Dinophyceae, Prorocentrales, Prorocentraceae. The record is from the annotation of a GenBank genome assembly.
CGAGGCGCAUUUUGUGGACGAGGCGACCGUCAGUCACGCCCUGAGAGCCUACCUGAAGGAGGCCGACAAGGAUAAGACAGAGAAGGAUGACGAGAACGCCCUCAAGCGGAAGCUGAACAAGACGAAACAAAAGAUGAGCCAGGACACUGCGGCCCGCGGCGCGGCAGUGAAGGCCGGGGGCGAGGAUCCCCUUGGCGUGGGCCCCGACUACAAGGGCUUCAGGCUGCAGGUGCCCGUGACGCUGGAGGGAUCGAAGGCUCUGAUGCACCACUACCUGAUGAACGGGGACAAGAACCCGCUGCACCCGAAGUACGUGGCCUACCUCACCACGGAGUUCACUGCGGCAUACAAGACCAAGCACCCCAAGGCCGUUGUGCAGGUAGACACCCCGAAGCCGGGCAAGCUAAUGAUCGUCGGCGACACACACGGGCAGCUCGCGGACGUGUUGCACAUCUUCCACCAGCUUGGCCCGCCGGCCGACAACAACAGGUACCUCUUCAACGGGGACAUAGCUGACCGAGGAAACCAGGCCGUUGAGAUCUUAAUGAUCCUCUACUCUUUCUUCCUCGCGGAGCCGAACAGCAUCGUCAUCAACCGCGGGAAUCACGAGAACGAGGACAUGAACGCCCUCGACCAAGACAGCGGCGGCGGCUUCUCCGACGAGGUGAUGCGGAAGUACGGCCUUGUGCAAUACCGCCGCUUCCUCAGCGCCUUCAAGGCCCUGGGCCUCUGCUCCGUGGUGGAGAAGGAGAUCUUCGUCGUCCACGGAGGCCUCACGCGGGUGAAGUCUCUCUCGAUAGACUACAUCAACUCCAUAGAACACGGCGACUGCACCGCGCCGCACCCCAUGUCCACGAACAUUAAGGACCAGAUCUUCUCGGACCUGAUCUGGAGCGACCCCACGGAACAGCAGGGAAAGUACAAGUCUGAGCGGGGCAUCGGCAUCAAGUUCGGGCCUGACAUCACGACCAAGUUUUGCAUGCAGAACCGCUUGAGGUUCGUCGUCCGAAGCCACCAGGUGCCGCACGACGGGCACGGCUACCUGAAGCAACACGAGGGCCGCUGCGUGACCAUCUUCAGUGCCAGCAACUACUGCGGCAACGGCGGCAACUACGGGGCCGUGCUUGCCUUGGCGUCGGAGC